AUGGCGGACCAUUAUCUACAUCUCCAAUCGGUUUUCGAUUGUUUGAUAACUAACCAAUACUGCUUGAAGCUUUCCAAGUGUGUUUUUGGCCAAAUUUCAGUUGAUUAUUUGGGGCAUAUCUUGACCAACGGCUGUGUUAUGGCUGACCCGAGCAAGCUCUCGGCAAUGGAAACAUGGCCUGUUCCCAAGACACAGAGGCAGCUUAGGGCAUUCCUAGGCCUGACCGGAUACUAUCGCCGCUUCGUGCGGGGGUAUGCUGGCAUCGCCGCCCCGCUCACAGACCUCCUUCGCAAAGAUUCCUUCCAGUGGACGCCUGCUGCACAGGAAGCCUUUGAUGCUCUCAAGGCUGCCAUGACCUCGGUGCCGGUUCUUCAUCUGCCCCACUUUGAACAUGAGUUUAUUGUCGAGACCGAUGCAUCCAAUGUGGGGAUGGGAGCCGUGCUCAUGCAGUUAGAGCACCCAAUCGCUUUUUUCAGCAAGAAAUUGGGGCCACGGUUGCAAGCGGCAUCGACAUAUAUGAAGGAGCUAUACGCUAUCACGGAAUCGGUGAGAAAAUGGCGUCAAUAUCUGCUAUGA
Salvia miltiorrhiza (redroot sage) is the source of this 576-nucleotide messenger RNA. RefSeq lists its product as uncharacterized. The coding region runs from base 1 to 576 and encodes 191 amino acids. The record is from RefSeq and is a predicted model, not a curated record. The transcript has a single exon. Lineage: Eukaryota; Viridiplantae; Streptophyta; Magnoliopsida; Lamiales; Lamiaceae.